Messenger RNA from Blastomyces dermatitidis ER-3, 700 nucleotides. RefSeq lists its product as uncharacterized. The record is from RefSeq and is a predicted model, not a curated record. The transcript has 4 exons. Lineage: Eukaryota; Fungi; Ascomycota; Eurotiomycetes; Onygenales; Ajellomycetaceae. Bases 1 to 549 code for a protein of 182 amino acids.
AUGAAAGGGGAGAAGAAGAAGACGGCUGCUGCUGCUGCUGCUUCUUCUUCUAUACUCAACGCCUCCAAAAAUGAUAUUGCGGGCCCCCCUCUUAAUACCAUGCCCGCAUCUGGCGACGACUUUGAGAAGGAUCCUGCGUCCUCACGACUGCUGCUAUCUCCUCGUCGGGACCAAGACUUUUAUGCGCUAUACAGUGCCAACCCAUCAUCUGAAAAGGUCCCCGCACUGGAGCUUCCAAUUAUUAUCUCUUGGGAAUUCGAACGAUUGAAGUGCCAUGAACUACUGCACGCGCUGAAACUUCCCGUUUUAUCGAACGCUGUGAAACAGGCAACUGAAUACAAAACGAGUGUCCUUGUUUUGUAUCAGGCUGGCAGCGCAUACGAACUGCCUCUUCUACUGAAGCGUGCAAAGCAAGCCCAUUGGAAAAUUCAACGACGCAGUAUCGAUUUUCCCAAGGCCCUGGAUAUCGCAGAACUCGUCUACGAGAAGCUCCAGCAGAAUGGUGACGAGGUGUGGUUCUACGACGACCUACCUCAGACUAAAGUUUGAGAACGCGUUCGCGCGUUAGUUACUGUUGGCCGUUACGUUACGGCCGUUGCGAUAGAUCUAUCAAUACGACCUUCAACUAUCCUACAGUUACCAUCGAAGCUUAUGCUGUGGCAUGACGCUAAAGGAGGCUUGGGCGCUUACGUAGGCGCUU